AUGGGCAAGCGGAAGAGUGCAGAUGAGGUCGAAAACGAGCCCUCGUCUGGACAGAUCGCGUCGCGCGGUCAUGGCAUAAUUGAAGCUGUCAAUAAGUUAUCCGAGCAAGACUUCAAGGCAGCUUACCUCGCCGAAGAGGACUGGUCACAGCUUGCGAACGUUGACAGCAAAUUUCAUUUUGCGAAGACUUUGAGCCAGGACGAGUUGCAAAAGUGCUUCGACCUCAUCGAGCGGACCAGUCGCCACGACUACGAGCCGAGUAGCUUCGGAUGGCACCCGAAGCGAAAGAUGCGUGAGAUGAAGGAGAAAGAGAUGAAGUACAUCAUUUUCAAAGACUGUCCGCCUCAAGACUCGUCUGAGGCCGGGAUAAGUGGCUUUCUUAGCUUCAUGCUUACCCAUGAUUCAACGCCAUCAGUCCCUGUGCUGUAUAUCUACGAGAUCCACCUCGAUAACGGCACAAGAGGCAAAGGACUUGGUAGAUCUUUGAUGAAAAUGGCCGAAAACAUUGCGAAGAGAGUGGGAGUGGAGAAGGUCAUGUUGACUUGCUUCAAGAGCAAUGUGAAAGCACGCGCGUUCUACGAGUAUCUGGGAUAUGAGAUGGAUAUUUGCUCACCCGAAGACCGCAAGACGAGGAACAAAGUCGUUAAGGUUGACUAUGUCAUCAUGAGCAAGGACCUGACGAGUCCGGAUAUUCGGGACAACGAAGACAGUGAUUGAGGCAUAGGC
Molecule: messenger RNA, 726 nt
Organism: Cercospora beticola
Lineage: Eukaryota; Fungi; Ascomycota; Dothideomycetes; Mycosphaerellales; Mycosphaerellaceae
Product: GNAT family N-acetyltransferase
Cellular component (GO): nucleus
Molecular function (GO): histone H2A acetyltransferase activity; histone H4 acetyltransferase activity; protein N-terminal-serine acetyltransferase activity
Source: RefSeq, a predicted model, not a curated record